AUGAAAAUUUAUAACUGGCCAGCUCUGCUGCCGUCGAUUCAGCUACUAUUUGGUAUCGCGGAGGCCGUGAAGCCGAUCGGAAGCUCGUUUGGAGUCUCCGGAAGGGAUGCCACCUUUGACUAUGUCGUAGUUGGCGGAGGCACAUCUGGGUUGACAAUUGCCGCCCGAUUAGCAGAAGAGUAUUCCGUUGCUGUAAUCGAGGCUGGAGGAAUCUAUCAAGUUGAUAACGGCGUCGGCUCGACCAUUCCUGGGCUGGUUGGAAUCCAGUUCCUCGGAUCCGAUCCGGCUGACACCCAUCCUGCAAUCGACUGGGGUUUUGUGACUGUCCCCCAAAAGCCAUUGAAAGAUCGCCGUGUUCACUAUGCGCGCGGGAAAACUCUAGGCGGUUCUUCCGCAAGGAACUUCAUGGCCUAUACUAGGCCCAGUAAAGGCGCCAUGCAAACGUGGGCAAACGAAGUUGGAGACAAAAGUUACACAUGGGAAAACACGCUGCCUUUCUUCAAGCGCAGCGUGUCCGUCACAAAGCCAGACCUGACAAAGCGAUUCCCCAAUGCAUCCGUUGAGGAAGACUACUCGUCUUACGACAACUCUCAAAAUGGCCCACUCCACAUCACAUGGCCGGCAUGGGCAUCGCCUUUCGCCUCUUGGUUCAAGAAAGCUGCAUUUGCGAUUGGCAUGGACGGUACCAGUGGCUUUACCAAUGGUAAACUCUUGGGUUCAUCGUGGUUUGUUGCCACCAUCAAUCCCAAGACCAUGGAACGAGAGUCGUCGGCGACCAGUUUCCUGAAGUAUGCUACGGAUACCACUGGCUUGCUAGUUUACAAACAGACAUUGGCAAAGAAGAUUCUGUUCAAUGAAGAAAAGGCUGCCAAUGCCGUUGUUGUCGAAACACUGGGACUUCGCUAUACGCUUUCGGCCACAAAGGAAGUCAUUCUCUCCGCCGGCGCGGUCCAGAGCCCGCAACUUCUCAUGGUUUCCGGUGUUGGACCGAAGAAGGUGCUAGAGGGUCUAAAUAUCCCCGUCAUCGCCAAUCUGCCCGGUGUUGGACAGAACUUGGAAGACCAUCCCCUAUCAUGUUCAGUUCGACGUGUCAACCUUAUCACGGCAUCGAGGAUGCUCAACGACCCGGAAUAUGCGAUGAAGGUUCAAAAUGACUACGUUCACCAUGAAUCCGGCCCUCUCACCUCUCCUGCUGGCGUGAUCGCUUUUGAGAAGUUCCCAUCCUCGGUGCGGAAGACCUUGUCGAAAUCCGCGCUGGAUAAACUGAAGUCUUUUCCAGCAGAUUGGCCGGACCUGGAGUACGCAGUGCUCGACGCGAGCAUGGGAUAUAACCGCAAUUACUUGACUGAAGAUCCUAUGGACGGAAGUAACUAUGCCUCAGUCUGUGUCUCGAUUCAAACAGCCUUCUCCCGCGGAAGCGUCAGCAUAUCCAGUACCGACAUAGCAGAUCCCCCUGUUCUGGAUGUGGGAUGGCUUUCCGACCCGGUCGACGUCGAACUUCAAAUUGCCGCUUUGAGGCGCACACGACAAGUUUGGGAGGCAAUGUCCGAGAUAACGAUUGGGUCGGAGUAUUUGCCCGGCCCGAACGUCACCUCCGACGCAGAAAUCCUCGAUUUCCUCGUUGAUAGCUUGACCUGGUUUUUCCAUGCAUCAGCAACGUGCAAGAUGGGGAAGCCCUCGGACAAGAUGGCGGUCGUGGACACCAAAGCCCGAGUAUUUGGAGUCAAGAAUUUGCGCGUUGUGGAUGCGAGCGCGUUCCCUUUCUUGCCGCCGGGUCACCCGCAGUCGGUCUGCUAUAUGCUGGCUGAGAAGAUCGCGGAGGAUAUCAAGAACGAUGAUACGAGUCGACAACCGGGUACGGGCAAAUCCGAGCUUUAAUUCUACGGAAUUCCCAUCGCCUAUCAUCGAGGACAGUUCGGGUGCACAAAUUGAUGGCGCUGAAGCACCUCCAGAAUGUCAACGGUCUCAUUUGCUUACUUAGCCAC
Molecule: messenger RNA, 1985 nt
Organism: Eremomyces bilateralis CBS 781.70
Lineage: Eukaryota; Fungi; Ascomycota; Dothideomycetes; Eremomycetales; Eremomycetaceae
Product: putative glucose-methanol-choline oxidoreductase
Exons: 4
Coding region: 1-1878 (625 amino acids)
Biological process (GO): secondary metabolite biosynthetic process
Molecular function (GO): oxidoreductase activity, acting on CH-OH group of donors; flavin adenine dinucleotide binding
Source: RefSeq, a predicted model, not a curated record